AUUGUGCUGGGUGUGAGAGAUAUUUAUGAUUGCCCUCCGCAAAUAGUUUCUAUUAAGUAAACAGCAGAAAAGAAAACGAACGAAUACAACGAUCAAGAAUUGGCCCCUAACGAGAUAAAUUAUGAAUGUGCACUUGCAGGUACGUGUAGAAAUGACACGUGACAGUUCGGUGACGUAAUUCAUGCAGUCAUAAACAGAGACAGAAGAUGGCGGCCGACAGUGAUCCCGAGUCUGAAGUGUUUGAGAUAACAGAUUUCACUACCGCAUCUGAGUGGGAAAGAUUUAUAUCCAGAGUUGAGGAAGUGCUGAAUGACUGGAAGCUGAUUGGUAGUCGUGUUGGGAAUCCUCCUGAGAAGGGUGAAUAUACCAGCGGCACCUGGGAGGAAACAUGUCAGGACAUCAACUUUGCUGAUUUCAAGUUCUCUAUCACUCAUCACUAUCUCAAACAAGAGUCAACAGAGAAGGACUUCAAGAUCGAACCAGAAGAAGAUGCGAGUCCGCUGUGCAUGCAAGAUCUGCUCUGUAUGAACAAUGACUUUCCUCCCCGAGCACACUGUCUGGUCAGAUGGUAUGGGUUGCGUGAGUUUGUGGUGAUUUCUCCGGGGGCGAACUGUGAGGCCAUCAUCAGCGAGUCGAAAUGUAAUCUGCUGCUGAGUUCAGUGUCCAUCGCUCUGACAAACACAGGCUGUCAGGUGCCUCUGUUUGUUCAGAUCCAGCAGAAAUGGAGAAGAACGUACGCUGGUGAAUGCCAGGGGCCCGGGGCACGCACUGACUUUGAGAUGGUGCACCUACGAAAGGUUCCAAGCCAGUACAACCACCUGUCCGGCCUUCUGGACGUCUUCAAGAACAAGAUCGGCUGCGCGCUGACGCCGAUGCCGCCCAUCAGUAUCGCCAUCCGCUUCACGUAUGUGCUUCAGGACUGGCAGCAGUGCUCGUGGCCUCAGCAGCCUCCAGACUUCGAUGCACUUCUCGCCGGUGAGGUGGGCGGAGUGGAGUUUGGCAAACUUCCUUUUGGUGCCUGUGAAGAUCCAAUCAGCGAGUUGCAUCUUUCAACGACGUGGCCCAACCUGACUGAAGGAAUUGUUGUGGAUAAUGACGUUUAUUCCGACUUGGAUCCACUUCAAGCUCCUCAUUGGUCCGUUAGAGUGCGGAAAGCAGACAAUCCUCAAUGUUUGCUGGGGGAUUUCCUCACGGAGUUCUUCAAACUGUGUUGUCGAAAGGAAACCACAGAGGAGAUUCUGGGGAGGAGCUCAGUGGAGGAGGAGGUGAAAGAGAACAAUGACAUCACACAAGCAUUGUCUAAACUGACUGAGCCCACGGCCGUGCCCAUCCACAAGCUCUCUGUGUCCAACAUGGUUCACAGCGCACGCAAACGGAUACGACGACACCGGCGGCUUGAGGAGUCACCUCUGAACAACGACGUGUUGAAUUCAAUCCUGCUAUAUCUUUUUCCAGAUUCAGCGCUGGAUAAAACAGACUCCAGUGAUGUGAAAUCCACACCGCACAGCCCCUCCAGGAAGACUGAGAAGGACAAAGACUCUGAGGAUUGUAAUCUCUGUAAUCAACUGAAAUCGUCUCCUUCAGACAGUCUGACGUGUCGUCUGGCCUUGUGCAUGUGUUUGGUGAAUGUCUAUCACGGGGGGGUGCGAGCGGUCGCUCACCUGUGGCAGGAGUUUGUGUUGGAGAUGAGAUAUCGCUGGGAAAACAACUGUCUCAUCUACGGGCUGGCGAGUGGAGCUCCUGAUCUCAGGUGUUGUCUUCUUCAUCAGAAACUUCAGAUGCUGAACUGCUGCAUUGAGCGCAAGAGAGCGAGGGAUGACGGAAAGAAGACUGAAGGGGCCAGAGAAAAGAACCGGCCGUCGGUCGGGUCUGUGGAAGUUUCACCUGGAAAGUCCUGGGACUCGUGGAGUGACAGUGAGGACGAAUUCUUUGAGUGUCUGAGCGACACAGACGAGAUCAAGGAGGCGGAGACUGAACGGGACAAGAAAGCGACCAAUAAGAGCAAAGCUGAGGGACGAUUACAGCCGCAUGGGAAACUGACGCUGAGAAACUCCAGCGAGCUGCUCUACAUCCCCAUCACACAGGUCAGUACACAUCACCUGUCAUGAGUCAUGUGACCGAGUCUAAACUGACCAAU
Messenger RNA from Triplophysa rosa, 2137 nucleotides. RefSeq names its product rab3 GTPase-activating protein catalytic subunit-like. Lineage: Eukaryota; Metazoa; Chordata; Actinopteri; Cypriniformes; Nemacheilidae. Gene Ontology annotation, biological process: positive regulation of GTPase activity. Gene Ontology annotation, molecular function: GTPase activator activity. The transcript is spliced from 17 exons. The coding region runs from base 207 to 2108 and encodes 633 amino acids. The record is from RefSeq and is a predicted model, not a curated record.